AUGCCCACCCCUCCCGCGCGCCCAAGGGCAAGACCGCGAACAGGGGACGAGAUCAUCACCGUUCUCUAUACAAGCCCUAAGGCCCGCCCUCAUUGCGGAGGGUUCGAGAACCAAGAGUUUAUCACUCUAGGGUAUCGAGGAUAUCAAUCAUCAACCAGGGUGGGAUCUGUAGCUCCUUUAGGGAACCAAGAGUAG
Messenger RNA from Colletotrichum paranaense, 195 nucleotides. RefSeq lists its product as uncharacterized. The transcript has a single exon. The coding region runs from base 1 to 195 and encodes 64 amino acids. The record is from RefSeq and is a predicted model, not a curated record. Lineage: Eukaryota; Fungi; Ascomycota; Sordariomycetes; Glomerellales; Glomerellaceae.